GAGCCUGCCCGGAGCGCGGCCGGUCAACAAGCCGUUACGGCCCUUCUCCGUUUGCGCAGCUACCAGUCGUUCGCAUGCACAGUGCCGCGUCAGUACAUGCGGUAACAUUGCAGCGUGCGGAUCAUCGUUCCUGAUCCUGCGGAGCCAACGACGCACCUUCCGCGAUCGCGCCCAUCGCGGCUGACAGUCCCGGCUCUGGCCCAUCGUCGUUGAAUCGCGGAGAUAAACAGCGCGUCGCACAAUCGCUCGUCGUCUCCGAGAGCGCGGCACUCCGGCAAGGUUCGUUAAACGCGACACCGCUGUUGUCGUCGUUGCUCCGAGUGAAAAAAAGGAUCGAAUCCAUCCGUCGAGCAGCGAGAUCCACGCAGACGGACAUAUAUCGUGACCAUGCCCGCGGACGCCGAGCUCAGCAACCUGCUCAGCAGACGACAGAGGAUCAACAAUGAGCUCGAGGAGGGCAAGGAAGUGAAGAAGCAAUACAAGUUUGUCAACGUCUACACCGAGUUCCACGAGUUGUCGCGUCGCGAGAUCAAGCAGUACGAGCAGACCUUCAACAGAUUCGACGAUGGCCGUGACGGUUACCUUGAUCUCGCCGAACUGAAGCGGAUGAUGGAAGUCUUAGGUGCACCGCAAACACAUCUCGGUCUCAAGGCGAUGAUCCAGGAGAUCGACGAGGACGGGGACGGCCGCAUAUCUUUUCGUGAGUUUCUGCUGAUCUAUCGCAAGGCGCGCGCUGGUGAGUUAGAACGGGAUUCCGGAUUGAGCCAGCUGGCCAGACUCACCGAAGUCGACGUCGAUGAGGUCGGAGUUACCGGUGCUAAACACUUUUUCGAGGCCAAGAUCGAACAGCUUCGAAAGGCGUCGAAAUUCGAGGACGAAAUUCGCAUGGAGCAGGAGGAGCGAAAGCGAGAGGAGGAGGAAAAAGCGGCGAGGCGGGAGCAAUUCCGGCAGAAAGCUGCUCUCUUCGGCAAUAAUUAAGCGACGAAGGAACACGCGAAAGCAGCAACCAGCACCUCGAGUCGUUGUUAGAAACUACGACGUAGAAUCGCCGUCUAGAUCGUUAGGUUUAUAUCCCCCGAUGCUCUCGAAGCAGAGCGAGCGGUCGCGAUAUCGAGCAUCGCCGACGAGUGCGACUCUAUAAAGAAUUUAAGUGCGCGCUCCGGAGCGACGUGAAAUCGCGGCACGCUCACGACGGUGAUUGUUCGUCGAACUGCCGGAGCACGGAUCGAAGCACCGUGGUAUAAUUACAACAAGUCCCGUUUUCUCUUGCAUUUUAAUAUCGAGACAUAAACUUGACGAAACCGUAAAACGUAAAACGCUUUUGAUCCCUGCUCCGGAGACAGGAAUAGAAUGUUUUCAAUAUCGUGCUUCGGGCGCGUUAACAUGUCACGUCUAUGAAUAAAUGACGAUAAGGAGAUAGAUAGUGAGUUUUUUUCGGAGAGGCGCUAUUUUAAUUCUAUAUUUUUUUAUGCUACAUGGCGAUUGUCACAUUCGUAUCACGUUAUUGUGGAAAGUUUCUGAUUCAGAUAUAUACACGUGAAAACUUUGUGUAGAAAAGUCGGAGAUAUUUUGAAUGUUAUUGAUGACUAGUUGUUCGAUGUAUGUCUAUUCUACGGAGACAAUUUCAAAUCUGACACAAAGUUCUUACUUUAUGAUGCACUGCAACCUUCGUGCAUAAAA
Molecule: messenger RNA, 1680 nt
Organism: Harpegnathos saltator (Jerdon's jumping ant)
Lineage: Eukaryota; Metazoa; Arthropoda; Insecta; Hymenoptera; Formicidae
Gene: Swip-1
Product: EF-hand domain-containing protein D2 homolog Swip-1
Exons: 4
Coding region: 388-978 (196 amino acids)
Molecular function (GO): calcium ion binding
Source: RefSeq, a predicted model, not a curated record